Messenger RNA from Naegleria lovaniensis, 2642 nucleotides. RefSeq lists its product as uncharacterized. The record is from RefSeq and is a predicted model, not a curated record. Lineage: Eukaryota; Heterolobosea; Eutetramitea; Acrasida; Naegleriidae. The transcript has a single exon. The annotation marks the transcript as partial.
AAACUCUAGAAAUAUUGAUAUUUAUUAAGGAUGGCAUGGAAAAUGAAUAUAUUGAAACAAUUUCUACGGUUCAAAUAUCUCCAUUUCGAGGGAGCUCGAACGACUUGAUUGCUCUUAUCAUGAAUGAUACUUAUAUUCCAUUGAUUUGUCUUUAUGACAAAUCCCUCGAUAGUAGCUCUGAAGAUAUUUUGGAACAUGUAGCUUUAGAAACUGCAAAAAGAACCGUAAAAGGAGAGGACAUUUCUGGUUCACUUGCUAGAUUAAGUGUUAUUUCUUCACUCAAUUGGACUUCAACCGAUGUAGCUUCAAUAGUGUCCUCUCACAUCGGGCAUGUGUUAAAUAAUGCAACACACGUGUCAAAACAAGAAAAAGCCAAUAAUGGAUAUGUACGAAACAAAUUGUCUAUCGUAGAUGUUUCAAAUAUGCUUGCUGUGACUUCCAAUUUACUCUCAAAAGGAUUUUCAUCAAAUAUUACUGAAUUUUGUGAGAGUAUUUCCUCACUUGUGCUGAAUUAUCAAAUUCCACAAAUUUCCGACUCGCACGUUUUACAAAGUACGACAUGGGUAACUUCAGAAUUAAUUAAUGUUACAGUGGCUUCAUUUAGACAAGAAAAACAGUUGACAAGUGCAACUCAAUUCUCAGACGUUAAUCUCGAUCUCAAUUAUAUUCUUAACGAAUAUAACGGAUUUUCUUCCGAAGUGGGCCUCUCCAUGAUUAUCUAUGCAAGUGACGUGAAAACUGACAUAUAUUCGUUGAAUAAUUCCAUAGCCUCAUUUUCGAAAGAAUUUACGUUUUCAAAGAAUGGUGUUGUUGUUCCUCUUACGAAUCUUCAACGACCUAUAUAUAUUCAAUUUGACUCUCUGUUAACCAUUCACAAUUCUUCCGAUAUUUCUUGUAGAUUUUGGAACGAAACAACGCUUUUAUGGGAUAACAAUGGAUGUAAAUUGUUCUCAUUUAACAACAUAACAGGAAAGAUCACAUGUGAAUGCUCUCACACCACAUUGUUCUCAGCUUUUGUUGAGCAAAAUUCAACUUCUCUUUCAGGAGAACAACGAACUCAAGUCUCUUCCUUAUUUAUUACUCAAAUAAUUUUUGGAUGUUUGUAUAUGAUUAUAUCUUUGACGUUGUUUUGUAUACUAUUGGUGUUUAGAAAAGAACAACCUAUUACCAGUCGAGUAUGGACACCAUUUAUUGGAACCAUUGCAUUAUUUGUAAACAGUUCAUUACUCCUUGUCAUUCAAAGAAGCGUAUUAUUGGCAGGCCAGAACAAUAUGACUUUUCAACAAGUUGAAGAAACACCUCAAUCAAGUACAGUUCAAUGGGAAAACGGAGAUUUAACUUCAAAUAUCAUUGCAAAUAUUGUGACCAUUAUCUCAAAUACUUUAACUCUGACUGCUGUUGCAGCUUAUCUUUACCAAGUUAUUAGAUAUCAACUUUUGAAAUACUUUUAUGAGAAGAUGCAUCUAAAAUUCGAGAAGGAGAAAGUAGCAUUGAUCAAAGUUGUUAAGUAUUUCAUUUCUCCCAAAACCAUGGCAGUCAUUUUAGUCUCUUUUGGAAUUGGAAAUAUGGUUUAUUGGACCCUUUUGGUUAUUUUGAUAAGAUGUUCUGUAAUAUCCAGAUUAACGUAUACUCAUGUCGUAUCUAUCUCAUAUACAUGUCUGAUAAUUAUUAUGGGCAUUGGAAUUUGUGGUGUGGUACUUUUGGAUUUUAUAAUGUCAAAAAUGAGCUCAAAGAAGAAUUCCGAUCGAGUAGACAUUCCAAUCUCAUCCACAAUUGGAAAAAAAGAUUUCAAGACAAAUGUAGAGAAAGUUUUAAAGCCUCUUCACAAUUUCAUACACUGGCUGGUUGUACUAGAUUCUCCGCUUUUUUUCAGAGUUGAGAUGUUAUUGUUUAUGAUUUAUUUUGUUUGUCUCGUGUGUAGUCAAAUUAUUGGCCUUUCUGGACUUAGUUUUAGAGCAGCAAACAAUUCCAACAAUCCUAAUAUUUUGAAGAAUAUUCUUACAAACGACGCAAUUUCAUUAAUAUUCGAAGUACUUUACAUUAUUGUCUAUUUAUUUGUAUUUGGAGGCUAUUCUCUUGUGGUAGUUCUUGUUAACAAAAUUAAGAAAUUUAAGAAAAUUGGUCCAAAAGGCAACGAGGAAAAUGUGUUUAGAAAUAAUGAAAUGAUGAACGUGUUAAGACACACAGAAGGGAAAAAAUUGUUUGCCAAUUAUUGUAAAAAAGAAUUUUCUCUCGAGAACUAUCAACUAUGGACUGAUUUAGAACAUCAUGAAGAUAUCGUGAAAAACCAACCACUGAAAAAUGUGAAAGACUUCAUAUCGUUACUUUAUAGAAAAUAUAUUGAACCUAAUGCUGUCUCUGAGGUUAAUAUUCCCUCUGAAUGCAGAAAGCAAUUUAUUGCAAUGCUACAGAAACUUUCAACAAAUAACGACAACACCAGUAUUGAAUUGACCACCAACGCAUCCAAUGAUGCAAAUUUGGAAAGAGAAAAUGUGAAAAAAUGUUUGGACAACUUGUUGGAACAGAUUGUGUUGAAUCUUGAAGAUACCUUUUCUCGAUUUUAUUUUUCUGCAGAUUACGAAUACUUUUCCAACAUCAUGAAGAAGCAACAAGAAAUGAUGAUCCAAUCAAACUUAAUUUAA